GACCUGAAGGUAACAGCAGGAUAAUUAAAUCCGCUCUGUUCUUCUGCGAAAAUGAUGUCCUUGCAACUUAUGACAAACAUGCUCCAUAUACUCUAUUUCUUGUUGAUUUCUGGCGUUUUGGCGAUGACAUCAUACGAAUCUUGCUACCGCACAAAGCUAGGACGGGGAUACCACGGGAAGAUAAACGUCACCAUUUCAGGAAGAACGUGCCAGAAAUGGGGAUUACACACCCCUCAUCACCAUAACUUUACGUGGCUGUGGACAGAGGAAAAUUAUUGUAGGAACCCAAAUGAUAAAGAAACCGGACCUUGGUGUUUUACGACGGAUCCAAACACAGUACUAGAAAGCUGUGGGAUAGCUCAAUGUACCUCAGAGUUUGAUGUUUGUUUGACUAAACCUUGUCAAAACGGAAAAUGUAUGAGCAAUGGAGUCACACAAAGGCCAUACUACAAGUGCAUUUGUCUUCCAAUGUGGACUGGGAAUAACUGUGAAACAAGAGUUCCCCAAUGUCAAUUUAAACCAUGCAAAAACGGAGGGAGAUGUAUGGAAAUAAAGGACGACUUCAUGUGUCAUUGUCCUCCAAAAUACGCUGGCAAAACGUGUGAAAUAAAGACAGAUCGAUGUGAAGAUGGAUGGAGGCAUAUCGGGGAUUUCUGUUACACAGUUUCGGACAGUUUUAUGACGUGGGAAAAUGCAAAAGCUUGGUGUUACAACCGGUUGGCUACACUUCCAUUUAUUGACAGUCCUCAGAUGCAAUAUUCUAUGAGUCGUCUAGCCACUGAGGAAAAAACAGAUUUGUGGAUGAGCAUCAAGUAUCUCAAUGGGAACUGGGUAUAUACCAAUUACUCAGCUUUUCAAGUUCCAGUAAAAACAUUCUACUGGCACCGACUGUAUAAGAAUGCAAGAUUUAAAAAUGAUUCGUGCAUACUACUAAAGCAGGCAGAUAAUAGAACAGCGUCUGUACAAGAUAAUUGGAUACCAUUAAGUUGUGAAAUGGAAAAGAAAUUUGCGUGCCGAAAACGACAAGGUACGUGUUCUGGAGGUUGGUUCUACCAUCAAAACAUAUGUUAUAAAGUUUUAGAUGACUUGCAAACAUCAUUGUGGAACGCCAGAGACCAGUGUAGGAAAAUAGACUCAAAUUUAUUAGAGAUUCACAGUGGGACAGAUGAAUCUUUUCUACAAGACUUCCUGCAACUUCAAAGAACUGGCAUUGGAAAUGACGGGAAAUUCUGGCUUAAUCUGCGAAGAGACGAUGAUUCGACAGAGAAGUACUGGAGAUGGGACUCCUCUGAAACUAGAAGGGUCUCGUACAGAAAAUUUGCAAAUGCCAGCAAUUCAGGAGAAUGUGGCUAUAUGGAUAUAGAUAGAAAAGGGACGUGGCAUUCCGAUGCGUUUUGUUCUGAGUCAUUUAGCGUCGUCUGUACCUAUGAAGUUGGAACAUUGAACUGGGUAAAAUACAUGAAGAGGAAUAUUCGCUUAGAUUAUAAUCGUGGAUCGUCUGAAUGUGGAAAAGGAUGGGUAGAUGACAAGGAGUCGUCUUGCUUCUUUUUCAUCGGCGAACUUCUAACAUGGCAGUCGGCUGAAGACAAAUGUCAACAAAUGGGUGCCCAUCUCAUCAGUAUUGACGACGCAAAUGAACAAAAAUUUAUUACUGGUUUAAUAAAGCCCAAAGGUGUAUGGGGAUCUGUAUGGAUUGGUGCAAAUUCUCGCACAGAGGGAAGGGGAUUUCAGUGGACGGACGGUGGUGCGUUUGUCUAUUACAACUGGUUCCCAGGUGAUCCUGAAAGUCAGCUUGAGGGCGAUGAAGAAUGUGUAGCUAUGUUCGUUUCCAACUCUUUAUGGACAGACAACUCGUGUCAACAGCUACAUUCUGCCGUGUGUGAGAAACUGAGGCCGUCCCAAGCAAGGAAUAGAAUAUCUAAGAAAACUGGCAACAUGGAAGGACCAGUUAGCGGAACCUGUGCUGAUGGCUGGAUACCUUAUCGUGAGGGUUGUUUUCUUAUACAACAAAGGAGGACUACAUGGGAUGAGGCCAGUGCUCUUUGCCGCCAACAAAACGCCAAUCUUGCUUCUAUUGCUGACCAGGAUGAACUGUUCUUGGUGUUCAGCCAACUUCCACCAGGUAUUUCAGUGAAACAGUAUGGUUACUGGAUUGGUCUCAGGGACAGGAGACAACAAACAUUUCGCUGGGAAGAUAAUAGUGAUGUCACCUACACAGCAUGGCAGACAAAUGAUCCACAAGGUUUCACGAUGUACAAAGAAGGAUGUACUUUUAUGAAUUUACACAAUGGACUGUGGGGAGACAGACACUGCGAUUCACUGAUGCCCGGAUAUGUGUGCAGAUCUUCAAAACUACAGAACAAAACAAACACAGUGUCACCUAUUUCAGUUGCAUGUGAAAAGGGCACUUUCGGGUUCAACAGUUUCUGUUAUCGUAUCUUUGAGAUUAAGAAGACGUGGAAGGAAUCAGAAUUAAUGUGUCAGUCACUUGGAGGUCACUUGGCGACAAUCUCUUCAUUGCGACUACUAUAUUUCUUGACGAGUCAGAUUGGACUAAUUAACCCCAAGGUUUGGAUCGGAUACACCGUUAUCGCUAAUAAAAGCUCAUGGGCAAGUGGUAAAACAGCCGUGAUGACACAUUCACUUCUUGAUUUUGGUGGUAAUCUUACCGAAAAGUGUGGAUUCGUGGACAAAUCAAAGGGAUCGCGGUUUUUAAUGGCUUUAGGAGAUUGUGACAAAAAACAAAACUUUAUAUGCGAAGAACACCGUGAUGGGUACAAAACACUACCUCCUAGCAUGACCUCUGUUCCUUUGACAAUUUCUUUGGAAACGUGUCCAUCAAGCUGGCAUAAAUAUGGAAAUCGCUGUUUCAGGGAGUUUUUAGAUAAACUAUCGUGGACUGCAGCAAGAAGAAAAUGUAGAAAUAUUGGUGCUCGGCUUAUCACUAUCGAUAAUGGGACCACCUUCUCCUUCGUGUACCAAGCAUUUAAUCGGGUUAUUGGUGCCAAUUGGUGGAUAGGCUUAAACAACAGGGCCAGGGCGCAUAGCAAGACUUGCCUACGUAGCUGGAAUUAUUGUAUGGUUUGGUCUGAUAAUGACGACAGUCCAUCGUUUCGCCGGUGGGGAAGUGGUGAACCCAAUGUUGUGUAUGGAACAGCAAGCUGUGUUAUGAUGUCGAAAUCCGAUGGAAAGUUCAAAGACUAUCCUUGCUUCCUUCUCAGCCCAUUCAUAUGCGAAGCAAGAUUAGGGUCGCCGUUACUUGAAAACAAGAUGCCCUCUACUCUUAAGCAUGAGAAUUGUAAAGAGACGGGAUAUGAUCUUUACAAGAAUUUUUGCUAUUUAUUCAACAAUACGGAAACAUCGUAUGCUAAUGCAGAUAGAUAUUGUAAGGAUCAAGGAGCGGAACUAGCAAGCAUUCAUAAUCUCGAGGAGUCAAAAUUUAUUCUUUCACUUCAAACGAAUAACGGCACAGACAGAGAUUACUGGAUUGGUAUGAAAAGAGUUACAUAUCGUGGAAUAGAAAGAUAUGAAUGGGCUGAUAAAUCUCCUGUUGAUUUUGUGUCAUGGAAGACCUUCGACCUAAUCGAUAGUCCAUUUAAUAAAGACUGUGUUGCUGUGGUUGGAAAUAGAGGGUUUUGGGAUUUAUAUCACUGCUCUGAGGAAAAAGGAUUCUUUUGCAAGAAACGAAAUAUAGCAAGACAUUUAAAGAACCCUCUAAUGAACGAUUCGUUCACAAUAAUUGAUGGUGGUUGUCCAUCAAACUAUACUGCAUCAUCUUUCAACAAUAAAUGUUAUCUCUACAUCACAAAAGCUGUUGCCUGGACAGUGGCUAACCGGACCUGUCACUCACUAGGAGGUUCCUUGUUAACUAUCGGAAAUCAACUCGAACAAGAUUUCAUUGUUAGUUUGAUGGAUGCGGCUAGCGAUGAUGUAUGGACUGGUCUACGCACAAAUAGAAGGCAACAAUUUAUGUACAAUGAUGGAGAACCGAUUAAAUACUCGAACUGGGCGAAGGACCAACCUCUCUUUACUUCCGUAUUUAAGCCGACUCGUUGCGCCACGAUGAAUCACAAAAACGAUAACUGUGGAAUUGGCAGGUGGCGUUCUUUUGAUUGUGACGUCCAGAAACCUUUCAUAUGUGAAAAAACUAAAGAUCCAUCAAUAGCAAACAAAGAAAUAUCCUUAGUUUGUCCAGCUGGUUAUGAAGAAUACAAAAGAAGAUGUUUUAAGUUUGGAGAAAGUCCCACAGACCAUGACACAGCACAAAGUACAUGUGAACAAAAUAAAGGAAAUCUGGCGUCAAUCACCAGUGUGUAUGAGUAUGGCAUUUCAAGAGGGAUCGCUGCAAAAUAUAACCUUACGACGUACUGGAUAGGACUCCGCAGAACAAACACUACAGUCAUGUACAGAUGGGACGAUGGGAUACCCUAUCAAUUUAGUCACUGGAAAGAGUUUGAACCGUCACAGGCACCUGGUGAGGAGUGUGUCGUAUCUGAUCAUGGCAACUGGAUGGAUGUGCCAUGCACGGGAAAUUAUUCUUACCUAUGUCAAAUAAAUCUAGAUAAAGUUGUCAGUGUGCGCCCUCCAUCGUCAUGUAUGCCUCACGGGUUAGUGUUUGAUGGUGCAUGCUAUUACAUGGAACAAAAAGAUAGUAGCACGUGGAAGGAUGCUCUCUUGAAAUGCCGAAAGUUUGGAAUGGAAUUGGUUAGUAUUCAUUCAGUAACUGAAUUGGAGGUUAUUCGGGAAUACAUAGUUAGGAGGGAAGAGGAGCAAGUGUGGAUUGGAAUGACAAACUCAAGAAAGGAGUCAGAUUUGUUUAAAAGUGUGUACUGGUAUUGGUCAAAUGGAAAAAUAGUAAACUUCACCAACUGGGCUAUCAAUGAGCCUAGUACAGGGAUUCUAGAAAACCAACUGGAAUGUGUAGAAAUGUAUCAUAAUGGAUUUUGGAAUGAUUGUUCCUGUACAUCAAAAAGAUCUUUCAUUUGUAAACACAAUGGAUCUACCGUUGAACCAAAGGGCGUUUCAACUCAUCCGACAAUAGAAAUUAAAACUAAAUCCGUACCUCAUCCUCACAAUAUUCUGAAGAAUGUUAGCGGAACAGCUGGGAAAAGGGAACCAUUGAAGAAAUCAGGAUCGUCGACGCAUGUGGGGUUAACAGUGGGUGUCACUGUGGGUGUGUUGGUGUUAAUCCUGAUCGUGUUAAUUAUUGGACUUCUCCUCUAUAGAAGACGACGUCAGCCUCUUUUUCGGCCAUCCCUUGGAUUUGCUAAUGCUAUGUUUCAAAAAGAAAAUGAAGAAUCGAAUGGAUAAUUUCAAACGUUUACAUUGAUGAACUAAGACAGUUUGAGACUCUGUUCAGAGUAAAAUUUUGCAUCUGUAUCUUUUUCUUUUGAAAUAUGAAAUGAACAGCAGCAAAAAGCAUAUAUAUGAAUAUGCAGUUCUUGUAUCUAUAUGCGUUUAUUUUGCAUUGUAAAUGUUUUCUGCACAAAUAUCCCGUGGGAAAUUAAAUAAUGCAUGGGAAUUUAAAUAGUGACUGUAGUCAACUAUAUCCAGACUGAGGCUGAUACUGAACAAAAGUUCUAAUUGUCGUCCAAUGUUUAGUUUUAGUCAUUGAGUUAAAAUAUUCAAAGAAUGCUACUGAUGGUUGUCUUUUCAUUCCGUGUUACUGAUGAAUAAUACAAUGGUUGCUACCCCACACUUAAAGUUACUCAGGUCGUGUAAACCAGACCACAUGCAACCAAUUAAUCUUAUUUAUCUCUGAUUUGAUAACCUGUGGGUUAUUUUAUUAAAUACACCUCAAUGUUUCGGUUUUUGUAACUAUUGAUUUCACAGAGUGUGAACCGAUUUUCCGGAUCACCACACUGUGGGUUUUGAUUCCGUAUCGUUAUCCACUGAAACUGAUGACGUCACAAAGCAUCAACGCAAUGUUUUCUGUGGAAAAAUUCGAACGAGUCACAAACAUAACUGCCUAUGUCACGGUAUGUCUGUGUUUUUGAUAAUUUGAAUUACAUUUAUUAUCUUAUAAAUGUGGAUUUAAGAAUACAAAAGGGGUAUAUAAUAAAUUUAUCAUUACUAAAGUAACUUUAUCCGAAGAGUUAGAUCAUGUGUCGUUGAAAGGUGUGGAUUAUCAGAUCAAACGAAACGCGAAGCGUCUCGUUCGAUCUCAUGAUGCGCGCCUGUUAACUCGAUGUGAUCCGAUUCUUUGGAUCAGGUUACUGUAGUAAUAAAAGAAAUAGAUGGUAUAUAUGGAAAAUAAUCCACAAUUGUCCUUCGAUAGAAAUACCUUGGCAUAAAAAUUGUUUUUAAUCAAUAUUUUCAUAGCAUAUUUACUUCUAUGGUGAUGUACAUGUGCAUAUAUUUUAUAUAGUAGUUCGUGAAAAUGUUUCUUAAAUAAAAUCAAAAUAUUGAUUUC
Ostrea edulis (European flat oyster) is the source of this 6412-nucleotide messenger RNA. Its product is annotated as macrophage mannose receptor 1-like. Gene Ontology annotation, molecular function: signaling receptor activity; calcium ion binding. Lineage: Eukaryota; Metazoa; Mollusca; Bivalvia; Ostreida; Ostreidae. The record is from RefSeq and is a predicted model, not a curated record. Bases 52 to 5310 code for a protein of 1752 amino acids. The transcript has 39 exons.